Yamadazyma jaroonii is the source of this 774-nucleotide messenger RNA. The record is from the annotation of a GenBank genome assembly. NCBI's taxonomy places the organism in Eukaryota, Fungi, Ascomycota, Pichiomycetes, Serinales, Debaryomycetaceae.
AUGGGGAAGAGAAAAGGUGAUGGUGACAACAAGCAUAGGAAGAAGCCCAAGAACGGUGGUUUUAUCGAUGUGAAUACUACAGGUAUCUAUGCCACUUGUAGUAGAGGUAAAGAGAGAGCAUGCGUGAAAGAGUUAAUGAGUAUAUUUGAAGAGAAAGCUCAAGAGAUGUACCCAUCGCUUGAUGCUCAAGAAGAGGAAGCUGAAGAAGUUGAAGAGAAACUUUCAGUUGAAGAACAAAUUAAAAGAGAAGUUGAAGAGUUGAAAGGCGCUAAUAAGUCAAAGGAAUCAUUAUUUUCACAUAUAGAGUUGAAUUGUGAGUGUUUAGUGUUUAUUAAAACCAGAAAACCUAUAAAUCCUGAGGAGUUUGUUAAAAAGAUUUGUGAAGAAUCAUUCACCUCAAAGAAAAAGUCCACCAGGUUUACGCAAAAGCUUACACCAAUCACUUUAUCAACAUCAGCAUCAGUUGAAGAAUUGAAAAAAUUAACUAAAAAAGUUUUAGCACCACAUUUCCAUGAAGUCGAAGAUCAAAAACCUCUCAAAUUUGCAGUUCAAGUAUCAAGAAGGCAUUUUAAUACCAUAGAUAGAGACACGAUCAUCAGAUCCGUAGCCGAAUGUAUGGGAAAAGAAUAUGGUCACCAAGUCGACUUGAAAAAUUAUGAUAAGUUAAUCAUCGUCGAAUGCUUCAAGAAUAAUAUUGGUAUGAGUGUUGUAGAUGAUUAUGAUAAGUUGUAUAAAUACAACCUUCAACAAAUAUUUGACAAAGCAACAGAGUAA